AUGUCACCGUCGGUGUGCGGCCAAGCCACCAAGGUCCAACUCUCAACUGUACCCGCACCUGAACGAUCUCACACCCGCUCAUCUCGCAAACUGGUCCCAGGAAUUCUCAUCGUCGCCGGGCUGACCUGGAUCUUCGCUAUUCGAUAUGGUCAAUCGCAAGUUUUUGACGUUUCCUUGCCUCUCGAUAGCCCGCAUUACCAAAGGCUAAAGUAUCACUGCGCUGACGUACCACCGAUAUCUAAAGACGAGUACCUGACGCGUCAAACGGACCUCGCCGAGCUCCUGCACACUCUCGGAGGGAAGGCAUACAUCGCCGAACCAGGCGCUAACACUCAAUUCUAUGCCAAUUUCUCCAACACCAACUGGCGUCUUUCCGAGAGACCUCUCUUGCUCCUGAUAUCCCCAACCGUGUCUAAGUCCCCCGCUGGAGAAACAAGGGUCCAACCCCAGAUGACGAUCCUCACCCCCAAGUUCGAGGCAACGCGGGCCAAGAAGCUUCCCAUACCCACCGUCGACGGGCUGCCGGUAAAGUACGCUAAAUGGGCGGAGGAGGAGAACCCUUAUUCCGUGGCGCUGUCCCCCUACGGAUGCUCGGCAUCGGCACCGUCGCAUGCUCGAGAUCCCGAAGGAGGGAUAAUUUUCGUGGACGAUAAUGUCCGCAAGUUCAUCGACGACGGACUGAAGCAUGCCCGACCGGACACGAUUCAAGUUCUGACUGCCGUGCCAGCUAUCACAGCAAUGCGAGAGCGCAAGUCCGCGGCUGAAAUCAAGAUUCUCAAAUGUGCCAAUGAGGCCACCCUCCUCGCCGUCCGGGAGGUGCACAAGCAGCUGUACCCCGGGAUUCGCGAAUCCCAAGCCCGGAGCGCGGUAGCCUCCAUCCUCGGCGCCGCUGGGCUCAUGAACGGCGGAUGCUUGACGUUGUUCGGAGAAAACGCAGCCCUACCUCAUGGGAGCGGUACGGACCGCACGCUGGCCGAGUCGGACUUUGCGCUGUUCGAUUGCACGGCCUCGCUGCACGGAUACUGGAGCGAUGUUACCCGCACGGUAUCCCUAGGGCCCUCGCACCUCUCGGCCCACCAGCGAGAGAUCUGGGAGCAAGUAUAUGCCGCGCAGGGCGUUGCGCUUUCCGUGGCCCGGAACGGGACGCGGACGGGGCUUGUGGAUGAGUCGGUUAGGAAAAUGUUGCUGGGUGUGGGAUACGGGCAGUAUUUCACGCAUCGGCUUGGGCAUGGAAUUGGGCUAGAGGUCCACGAACACCCAUACUUGCGCGGUGGGAACAACCAAAUUAUCGAGAUCGGGCAUACAUUCUCAAAUGAACCUGGGAUUUACAUCGAAGGCGAGGGGAAGCAAUUUGUCUCCAUGUGCAUUGUCAUUUGGCGUUUUGGGAGUCGCGGCAAGCAAGGGAUAAUUACUGACAGUGAUGAGGACCUGCAGGUUGGCGUGCGGCUGGAAGACUGCUUCUACAUCGCGGCAGAUGGCAAGGCGGUGCUCCUGACCGAGGGCGUGGGUGGGCAAGCAAGGGCACCCUGGCUACCUUAG
Molecule: messenger RNA, 1539 nt
Organism: Cyclocybe aegerita
Lineage: Eukaryota; Fungi; Basidiomycota; Agaricomycetes; Agaricales; Hemipholiotaceae
Source: the annotation of a GenBank genome assembly